Molecule: messenger RNA, 900 nt
Organism: Nycticebus coucang (slow loris)
Lineage: Eukaryota; Metazoa; Chordata; Mammalia; Primates; Lorisidae
Product: loricrin-like
Exons: 3
Coding region: 174-812 (212 amino acids)
Source: RefSeq, a predicted model, not a curated record
CAAAGGGAUCAAGGGAAUGAAAAGUGUGAAAAGCUGGGGAGAGAACAGCCUAGAUAUUAGUACUAAGGCCUUAGAGUGGGAACAUAGGUUGUUGGAAGAAUGGCGAGGAGACAAAUGAGCAAGAGAGAAAGAGAAAAGCAGGAUGGUGGUGUGGUCGUGGAAGGUGGAGGUACAUGGAAGGUGAAGAUAUGGUUGUGGAAGGUGGUAGUACAGUCGUGGAAGGUGGAGGUACAGUUGUGAAAGGUGGAUGUAUGGAUGUGGAAGGUGGUGAUAUGGUCGUGGAAGGUGGUGGUACAGUCAUGGAGGGUGGAGGUAUGGUCAUGAAAGGUGGAGGUACAGUCGUGGAAGGUGGUGGUACAGUCAUGGAAAGUGGUGGUACAGUCGUGGAAGGUGGUAGUACAGUCAUGGAAAGUGGUGGUACAGUUGUGGAAGGUGGUGGUAUGGUCGUGAAAGGUGGAGGUAUGGUCAUGAAAGGUGGAAGUAUCGAUGUGGAAGGUGGUGGUAUGGUUGUGGAAGGUGGAGGUAUGAUUGUGGAAGGUGGUGGUACAGUUGUGGAAGGCAGAGGUAUGGAUGUGGAAGGUGGUGGUACGGUCAUAGAAGGUGGAGGUAUGGUCAUGGAAGGUGGAGGUACAGUCUUGGAAGGUGGAGGUAUGGUCGUGGAAGGCAGAGGUAUGGAUGUGGAAGGUGGAUGUAUGGUUGUGGAAGGUGGAGGUAUGGUUGUGGAAGGUGGAGGUAUGGUCGUGGAAGGUGGAGGUAUGCUUGUGGAAGGUGGAGGUGCAGAGAGUGAUUUCGUGAGGCCAUGCACAUUCUAGUAAGGGGAUAGUGAAGACUUGGCUUAUAUGUAGUGUAUUGAAAAACCCUGGGAGUUUUGCACAAAGGGAUGUUGUAACUUGACUUACG